Messenger RNA from Notothenia coriiceps (black rockcod), 7314 nucleotides. RefSeq names its product LIM and calponin homology domains-containing protein 1-like. Gene Ontology annotation, molecular function: myosin II head/neck binding. Gene Ontology annotation, cellular component: stress fiber. The transcript has 30 exons. The record is from RefSeq and is a predicted model, not a curated record. The coding region runs from base 191 to 5581 and encodes 1796 amino acids. Gene Ontology annotation, biological process: regulation of focal adhesion assembly; positive regulation of stress fiber assembly. Lineage: Eukaryota; Metazoa; Chordata; Actinopteri; Perciformes; Nototheniidae.
GCGGCAGCGGCCUCGCGCAGCGUCGCCUACAGGAAUCAUUAUUUUUAGCGCCUGGCUCGUGUUGCAGUGUCGGGGUCGCAAGAAGCUUUUCUCUCCAUCUCUGUUCAAUUGGAGCAGGACUCGCAAACUGCGAGUUUUUGCACGAGAGAGCUACGCAACGCGCUGACUGCGUGAAGUUGCGGGUCGGUCGAUGUUUGAAAGCGAGGAGGGGGAUAACAGACUGACAGAGCAGGGGGGGGGAGCACCAACAUAUCGUGUCCCCAUUUCACCAGCGUCCGAUACACUCUCCGGUGCUCGUUUAACGGACAGCCAGGAGAUGGCUAGCCCCACAGCAGGUCGAGAAGUCCCGGAUGCUUCACCGCAGGACGAGCCGGAGGCGUCGGCUCAGCCCCAUCCCGAACCAGCCUGUCUGGAGGCUCAGAAAUGGAUAGAGGCUGUAACAGGGAAGAGCUUUGGAGAAAAGGACUUCCGCAGUGGACUGGAGAACGGCAUCCUGUUAUGCGAGCUGCUGAGUGAGAUCCAACCAGGGCUGGUCAAGAAGAUCAACAGACUGCCCACCCCCAUCGCUGGCCUGGACAACCUAUCUGUCUUCCUGCGGGGCUGUGAGGAGUUGGGCCUGAGGGGCGCCCAGCUGUUCGACCCCGGGGACUUGCAGGACACUUCCGUACGAGCUAACCUCAAGAAGGAGGGGCCUGUUGUUUGUUACAAAAACAAAAAUGUGUUUGUCCCCGUCCCUGUUUGGUGUGACCCUGCGCACCCCAACAAAGACAUGAAACUAGAAAUCCAUCCCCCGCACCUCCUCCAUGCGCAUCUGGUUUCCUCCCGCUCCUCCCCCCUCCCCUCUUCACCGUGUCACAUCACCAGCACUCAUGAAGGUGAUGAAAGUGGUGACGGUUCACAGAAGCGCAGUGUGAGGGACAGCGGCUACGACUGCUGGGACUCUGAGAGAAGUGACUCUCUCUCUCCACCGCAACACACUCGUGACAACUCCCUAGACAGUCUGGACUCCAUUGGCUCUCGCUCACAGCACAGCCCUUCUCCUGAUGUGGUGAAUCGAGGCAACAGUGAUGGACGAGGCAGCGACUCGGAUGCUGAUGCCCCCAGCAGGAGGCCAGAUGUGAGGAAGGAUGACAUGUUGGCCAGACGGACGGCCAGCAGUGAAUCAAGAAGCUUCGUUCCCUUUAACCAGUUUCUUCCCAACCGAACCAACACCAGCUGCUACAUCCCCGCUCCACGCCGAAAAACACAUACAGAGGAAGGAGAUCAGCGGAGUCAAGCCUCUCAAGAGCAGUCCACAACAACUGGACCGCAACACAGAACUCCCAAGACUGUCACUUGGGCACCCGAGAAAAAUGAGGAAAAACAGGAAGAGGAAAAAGUGAGGCAGGAAGUGUUGGAGCAGAAGAAGCUGCAGAGGUUGAAGAAGGCAGGGAUUAAAGUUCUGCCUGCUGCCGCUCGCUACAGCAGCCCUCCAACAAUGGAGGAACAGGAAGUGAGGUCUCCGUCCCCGAGCAUCAUCCUUCGCUGCGAAAAUGAAUUUUUGAGCAGUCAGAAAUCUGCGUGGGACUCUUCCUCUGAUGCGGAAGAGGAGGCCGAGGUGCGGAAAGUCCCGGAUGUUCGUAAAGACGAUCUAGCAUCCAGACGAGCUCAUCGCGGCACGGUUGCUCCCAAGGUGCACCAGUUUGUCCCAACACCUGCAUGUAGCAGCAAAGACAGGGAGCGCUGGGAAGGCAUUAGACGAGCCUCGCAGCAAACACUGCAGGAGAAGGAGAUCAGUGACAAGGAAAAAGUCCCUGACAUCAUUACACGCCGAGACAAUCCUUUCCUAAACUCCGCCCCUCGCCACGAGGAAGAGGAGGACGGGGAGGAAGAGGGAGAAGAGGGGAAGGUCAUAGCAACGCCUAAUAAGCAGAAGGAUGACCUGGCUCGUAGGCGGGCUCUGAAUAAGUCCCUCCCUCACAGGGACGGACCACUGAGCUUUGUUUCUGCCCCAAUGAGCGAGAAAGAUAUGCAGAGGUGGGAGAGACUCAAGAUGACUGAACCCAGUGAGGCCAGCCCGGCCCCAGCCGUGUGUCAGGCUUGUCUGGAGAAAAAUUAUGGAAGUCCUUUCAGCGGAUCAGCAAAGGCUAGACGGGGUCACUGCAAAGUUGUGACCUUUGGGGGCGUGACAGAGAUCGAGCAGCCAGUAGACACAAUCGCAUCAAGUGAAGGGGAAGAGACGGAGUUGCUAAGACGACUCCUUUCCAAGGCAACUGUAGCCAUGCCUACUAUUGGUCUGGGCUCCCAGCUUUCAGAGCGGGAACGCAGCCAGGUGGAUGGAGCUGACCUCAAUCAAACCACCCCUGCCUUUACUGCCCUCCCACCCUGCACCCCUGAGACCCCUCCUACUCCUGCCGAGAUGGAUGCACGUCUGGCUCAGUAUGAGAAAAGAGCAGAGGAGGAUGAUGAUGAGGAGGAGGAAGAAGAGAGGAUCCCAGAUCUUCAGAAAGACGACAUGAUGGCAAGGAGGACAGGAGUUUUCCAUAAACAAAGCACUUCUACAGCGACGUUCAACCGUUUCCUGCCUCUGCCCAGUACCAAGCGCUGCACUCAAGGCGAGGUCACCACUGACGCGGCUCCGCGGAACAGAAGGGAGGUGCAGGCAGACAGGAGAGAGAAAGUAAACGCCAGAGUGGAGCAACAGCAACCCAGAGUUCCCAUGGAAACACCUGAGAGGACUGUAAUCCGAGCAACGUCUCACAGAGAAUAUGACGAUGAAGAGGAUGAGUAUGAUGAAAACGAGCCUUUGCCUGACCUGGAGAAGGACGAUAUGAUGGCUCGAAGGACCGGAUCAUUCGUAAAACCCAGUUCAGUCAAAACAAAUCAGACCAGAAACCAGUUCCUGCCGGUACCUGGAUCAGUGAAGUAUAAAGUCGCCCCUGUGUCUGCAAUGAAGCCUCUGCACAGCAGACCGAAACUCACUGAGAAGAUGGCCAGUGAAAGCAGCAUCGUUACCGUGGCAGCAGAACCUCAGGCUUCGCUCUCCAGAGCCUCGACCCUCCUUAAGUGUGCCGGUCUGAGGGAGAGGCAGGGGGCGGAUGGGAAGCAAGAGGGACACAUGACGAUCCCUAAAACCUCUGUGACAGAUGUUACAGAGCCCCUCUCUGCUCCGUCCUCCAGCUCUGCCACUUCCCUAACUUGCAAAGUGGAUAAGUCAAGUGUAGAGGAGAGAGUGGAGGAGAGAAAGACAGAAAUGAACGAAAGAAAGAAACCAUUCUGGCUGGACGAGGAUGAUCUGCCUCCCAUCAUGGUGAGCCGGCGAGUUGCUUUUAUGUCUGAGGACACUGAGACCGUGAGCAUGAGUGACAUACUUAACGAGGAAGAGGUGGGACACUUACCGCCAGUGAGCCAAUCACGAAACGAGCGCAUGCACGAGCAGUACAACAACUCUCAGGAGGACGACGACCCCUGGAGAAACGACUUGGCUCGCUGGAAGAAUCGGCGUCGCUGUGCAUCACAGGAUCUGAUCAAGAAGGAAGAAGAGAGGAAGAGGAUGGAGAAAAGGAUGAAGGAGGAGGGAAUUGACAGUAACAAGAGGAAAAGCAUUAAAACCUACAAAGAGAUCGUAGAGGAGAAGGAGCGCAGAGAGCUCGAGUUGUGUGAAGCCUACAGGGAUGCAGGGACUCCAGAAGAGGCUGCCAUGGUUUUACAGCGCUACGCUCUUCGCUUCACCAUCAGUGACGCAACACUGGACAGCUUAAAACUGCCCAGAUCCACCUCAAAUUCUAAACAGGAACAUAAUCAGGCGGACAAGCAGAACACAUUGACUCCCACUAUUGAUGACACAUCAGAACCGCCGGACAAACCAGAACAACCUGUGAUAAAAGAGCAGAGGCACACAGAGCCUGAAGACAUGGAGACAAAAAAAACUCAACAAGAGACGUCAGUUUCGGUCUCCUCCAGCUCCGGGUCACCUGGCAGCCCCCUCAGCCCCGUCACAAUCUCAGAAAAUGUCCCCCCUCAGUCCCUUAAACUAAAUGAGCCUCGAGCCAAACCGACAGAGUCUCCAACCGCUCCGCAAAAACCACCAGCUGCAGAAGAAACAAAGCCUCAUACCAAUCACGCUCGGCCUCAAAUUGUUCAGGUGCAGCCUCACACCACACAGCCCACAUACACACUCCCCUCCCCCCGACCUGUCUCCCCCCGACCCGUCCCCCUGCUGGCAGCCAAACCCUACUGCAAGCCCAGGAGCACACAGUCCGGACACAAACCCGUCAAGAUGGACGGGUUGGUGCGAGUUAAUGGAGAGGUGACUGAAGAUGUACCUUGUUCCACUCCACCGACCUCUGCUCUGCACUCGCCAUCAAAGGUCAAAGAUGUUCCCUCAGAGCAGAAGGAGGAAGAAGUUCCCUCCAAACAGACGGAGAAAGAUGUUCCCUCCAAACAUACGGAGAAAGGCGUUCCCUCAGAGAAGAUUUCCACUAAUCACGAGAAGGUGGAGCACACGCCUUCUCCUCAGAGAGAAAAGCCAACAUCGUGUUUGGGCUCUGCCAUCAGCUCCCUGAUUGGAGGCAGAAACAGUACCACCACCACCAUUAUUGUGACCGAGCUCACACAUACGGAGCCACAUCACCCAGAUAUCCACAGCAAUGGACAGGUCAACGGUACUUCUGGGUUAUCCAGUCCAGUGGAGGAGAACAAGUCUCAGUCGGCUCCAUCAUCAUACAGCAUGCAGGAUUAUUCUCCCACUGUCACAGAGGGGCUUGAGGAGAGCAGUGUGACUAUUGAGACCCCCAUGUUGAACUUGGCUAAACGUGUUAAUCACUGGGUCUGGGACCCUAAUGAGGAACGUAAACGCCUGGAAAGUUGGCAACAGGAGCAGGAGCGCCUCCUUCAGGAGCAAUACCAGAAAGAACAGAAGAAGCUGAAGCAGGAGUGGGAGAAAGCUCAGCUGGAGGUGCAGGAGGAGGAGAGAAAACACAACGAAGAGGAGAGAAAGAUCCUAGAGGAGACGGUGACACCAUUAAGUCCCACCGGCUUGUUAAACCAGCAGCCGGUCCAGACAGGGACGACUUCAUCAGCGACAGAAAACAACGCGGCAGAAGGAGGAAACGUUCCUCCACAGCAAAACGGCCAAAGAAGGGAAGCGACCGACGACCAGCAUGAAUCCAAGCUGCAUUUUUUCCAGGAUUCUCCAUGUGAUGGCGAGCCUUCAAAGAAACAGGAACUGUGGAAGACGGCCUCUCUGGACCGCAAACCUCAACUAAACCAGUCACAGUUUGUUAAAAGGUCUGAAUCACAUGAUGCUGUAACAAGCAAACCGCAGCCUCCCCCCACAUCACCUCAGCCCCCCUCACCCACCAGGUGUGUGAGUGGGAGGAGACUCUGUUCUGGUUGUUCUCAACCGCUGGGCAAAGGAGCCGCCAUGAUCAUCGAUACACUCGGGCUGUUUUUCCACGUACAGUGUUUUAAGUGUGCAGUGUGUGAAGGCCAGCUGGGUGACGCCACUGUAGGAACUGAUGUCCGUAUUCGUAACGGACUGCUGAGCUGUCAUGAGUGCUAUAUCGCAUCUCGAGGCAGAGGUCAGCCCACCACACUAUGAUGACCUGGAUGUGACCUGGAACCCCUCACUAUCCCUGUCAGUGAUUGGCUGGAGAAGAAUUUUCUCAUUUUGGACCUUCUGGAAUACUCCUGAAAUGCACAAACAGCUUUAUGGAUGUCACUGAGAGCAAAAACUGGACUGACAUAUGGACUGGGUUACAAAACCUCACACACACACACACACACACACACACACACACACACACACACACACAGUACAGUACAACGUGUGUGAUUAAUAACUACACACAUGUAUACACUUUACUUAAUAUGUGUAGCAUGGAUGUAAUCAAGAAAUCAGUGUAUUUAGACAUGAAGCACAUCCGUACAUAGCACAGUUAAGAUAUGGCAUUACAUUUGUCCAUCAUUCCUAAAGCCAGCAAGGGGAGAUUUGCAGCACAGAAAUACAUAAAGCAUAUCAACUAUAUUUUGAAAACAAAUUAUAUGAAAUAAUAAGUUAUUUCCUUAGGUUUCAUUUCAUCUCCAAUCACAAUGCUUCCGUAAGAAUAAGAUAGGGAGGGAAUUUACAUUUCAAGCCAGCAGCCAUGACAUCAUCGAAUUAUGAAAACAGCAAGUGAGUGAGUUAUCAUUGCACGUUUAUAUGGAUAAAAGAAGACAUGCUAAUUCAUUUAUAGAGCAAAUAAUAGAUGGUAAAAAUAACUCUGAUAUAAUUUUCCUUUCAAAUAUAUUUUUCAUUGCUCUAAAUCUCCAAGUGCUCGACCAGAAAUGAGGCACAAACUGCAUUUAUAGACGCUAACAUAAGCUCACAUGUGAUGCUAGAAGCUGAACCACCACCACAUAGUCUCAAAUUCCUGAUUCAUCAACUCUGCUUCUCCACUGAUCAAGUGACUGGAUUACCUGAAGUAGCUUGACCAUUAUAAUGCCUUACUCAUCAUAAUACUUUCUCAUUCUUUUUUGUGUUUUGUGUUUACAGUUUUGCAUGAAAGAAGAACAUUAUAUAAGUUAUUGCUCAGAUGGAGUAGUGUGAGUUUGACAUUGUUAUCAUCUCAACAGCUAAACUUUGACUUUCCUCUUGUAUGUUGUACAUCACCAUGAUAUUUUUUAAUUGCUUUGGGAAUCUGGCAAACUUACACUACCAUUUUUCUCUUUAUAAUUAAUUUUACAGGAAUGAGAAUGCAUGUUAAUAAUUAUAUAAUUGUUGUUCUUUGGAUUUUUAAAUAUUUUCCCUUUAGGAUGUUUUAGCCAUUGUUUAUUCUCAUAGACUGUCUGCAUCUGAAUCAGUGCCUUAUGUAAUGAAUGCGAGGGUUUGGGUAUGUGCCAGAGUGAUUCACACUCACACCGACCACUUGGUCUCAGCACAUUGUGUGUGUGUGUGUGUGUGUGUGUGUGUGUGUGUGUGUGUGUGUGUGUGUGUGUGUGUGUGUGUGUGAAAUAAUGCAUGUAUAGAUUUGAAUGUGAUACCAGCAAAAAACAUUUUAAAAGGAUCUCCCUAUCACCUGCUGUUCUUUUCCAUAUCCUCCCAUGAGCUAAACCAAUGACACAAAGUGAUUUGCUGCUUCCCUGUUAAUAAUUCUCCUGUAUAAUGACAGUUUCACAAAGCCCUAUAAUCUCUCCUCAUCUGCCUCUAUCACAAGUGUUGCCUGCCCAGAGUCUGAGCUGAACGCCUCUCUCCUCUGUGUGUCUCUGAACAGCUGACAGCGUCUUCGUCACUCAGAGGAAGACAGCGCUCAGUUCUUUUAUAGCAAGUGUAUGUUUAUCAAUAAAAUAUUUUAA